Molecule: messenger RNA, 1876 nt
Organism: Solanum dulcamara
Lineage: Eukaryota; Viridiplantae; Streptophyta; Magnoliopsida; Solanales; Solanaceae
Exons: 13
Coding region: 209-1594 (461 amino acids)
Biological process (GO): biosynthetic process; cytoplasmic translational initiation
Cellular component (GO): guanyl-nucleotide exchange factor complex; eukaryotic translation initiation factor 2B complex
Molecular function (GO): translation initiation factor activity; guanyl-nucleotide exchange factor activity
Source: RefSeq, a predicted model, not a curated record
UUCUUAAUUGACCCAAAACUCCUAAAACCCGAGGAACCAGAGAAAAGCAAUUCUCCAUUUCUCGUUGUACCCUCUCUCUCUCUCUCUCUCUCUCUCUCUCUCUCUCUGCUAUUUCUCCAUCGUUCCCAAAUCGAAAAACCCACAAAACCCAUUUUUCUAGAGAACCCAUAUCGCCAUUAUCGCACCUAAAGAAGGUUACUUCAUACCCAUGGAUUUUCAAGUUGUAGUUUUAGCAGGUGGCGUCUCAAAAAGCCUUGUCCCUCUUGUUUCCAAGGAUGUGCCAAAAGCUUUGCUUCCAGUUGCAAAUCGUCCGGUGUUGUCUUAUGUGUUGGAGCAUUUUGAGGAAAACAAUCUUAAGGAUUUUAUUGUUGUUGUUGAAGGGGAAAGUGCAGCUCUUCUUGUUGGGGGUUGGAUAUCAAAUGCUUAUGUUGAUCGAUUACACGUUGAGGUUGCAGCAGUCCCUGAGGAUGUCGGGACAGCUGGAGCUCUUAGGGCCAUUGAUCACCACCUAACUGCAAAAGACAUUUUGGUCGUGAGUGGUGAUCUUAUUUCUGAUAUUCCUCCUGGGGCGGUGGCAGCUGCUCAUAGACGGCAUGAUGCUGCAGUGACUGCAAUGCUUUGUUCUACUCCUAUCAGUGGCCCAUCAGAGUCAGGUUCCUCUGGUGGAAAGGACAAAGCCAAGAAACCGGCACGCCAUAACAUUAUAGGACUGGACCCUACUAAACAAUUUCUGUUGCAUGUAGCUGCUGGAGCUGAAGUUGAGAAAGAUAUUCGUGUCCAGAAGAACAUUCUCCGAGCAGUAGGCCAGAUGGAGAUUCGUGCUGAUCUAAUGGAUGCUCAUAUGUAUGCCUUCAAGAGAACCGUUUUGCAAGAGGUUCUGAAUAAGAAAGAAACUUUUCUGAGCUUGAGGCGUGACGUGUUGCCUUAUCUUGUGAGGAGCCAGCUAAGAUCUGAAUUAUCACAAAAUGGAGUGCUAGCAGAAGAAACUGGGAAUUCUAAGCAUGUUUCUGAUAGUAUAAUUAUGCUGUCACAACUGCUGACCAAUGCUUCUACACAAAGUUUUCAUGAACUAUACGCUUUGGGUCCUGAUGGUGCUGCUCUGUCUCCAAGAAAGACCCAUAAGUGCUGUGUAUAUAUUGCCAGCAAGAGCAAUUACUGUGUACGCUUAAACUCUAUUCAAGCCUUUAGCGACAUAAAUCGAGAUGUCAUAGGUGAUGCAAGUCAUCUGUCAGGCUAUUCUUUCUCUCCUCAGAACAACAUCAUUCAUCCUACAGCCGAACUUGGUUCAAAAACUACAGUUGGACCACAUUGUAUGCUGGGAGAAGGUUCACAAAUGGGUGACAAAUGCAGCGUGAAAAAGUCCGUCAUUGGCCGACAUUGUCGGAUUGGCUCGAAUGUGAAGGUUGUCAACUCAGUCAUAAUGGACCAUGUUACUAUCGGAGAUGGUUGUUCGAUCCAAGGUUCUGUUAUUUGCAGUAAUGUACAGCUCCAAGAACGUGUCGUACUAAGAGAUUGCCAGGUUGGAGCAGGUUAUGUGGUUUCAACAGGCAGUGAACAUAAAGGAGAAUCCUUGGCAAAGAAAGAGAAACAGUAAUUGUUUUUAUCGGUAGCUUACAGCGUGAUCAACGUGACACUGAUAUCCCUACGACUUUUGUUGCUUUGGCCUGCCAAUGAUACACCCAUCCACCGAACUCCAUGGCAACAAAACGGAGCAGAGGCAAUUUUGUUUGGCAUUCUUGUUUUGGCUAAACAUUUUUUACGUUUUUGAGUUUUUGUUGUUAGGGUGAAUUUGUUGUAGAAUUUACAUAGUAUUUGAUAAUCAAAACUCGACAUACUCCAUUUGAUAUGAAAAAGUAGCUACUGUUUAUUUCCUUUA